This is a messenger RNA of Sus scrofa (pig), 3513 nucleotides long. The record is from RefSeq and is a predicted model, not a curated record. Lineage: Eukaryota; Metazoa; Chordata; Mammalia; Artiodactyla; Suidae.
AUUUCACCCGUAGACUUGACACCACCAUCACUCUAAGGUAUUCUGUAAAAAACAUUCGCUUCUCAUUCUGCACGGGUUUCAGUACGCGUGAUAGCGGAAAGAGAAAAAUCAGGGGCACUCACAGAUACCCACCUGGGGGCAAGUUUUGCGGAGUCACAGAAGGUAACAAUCUAGAAAAAGGGUCUCCCCCCCCUUGUUGCUAAGGCCCAGACCGUCAUCCCAGCAACAGCCUCAGUCAUGUGACCGGCAAUGGCGGCGCUGACGAGAGGUAGGUGAGCCCGGCGGCCCCCACACCCACCGCGCGCCCCCCGGACCCUACUCGCACCCCCCGCGCGCCCUCCCGAUCCCCCUGCGCCCCCUCCUCCGCCUCCUUCCCCCGCGCGCGGCGCCGGGGGGCCCCCUCCCUCUAGGCCCGGCCGAUCUUCUUUCUGUCAUCCUCCAGCCUUGGCCUCCAUUUGGGGGUUCAGGGGCCCACGGUCGGGCAGACAUGCACCCACCCCCAGUGGUGGGGCUUCGGGGGCUCUUAAGAGAGGGGGAUUGGGGGAGCUGGUUCCGGGUUGGGUCUUGCAGAGGUUGUGGGGGGAGGGGUGGAGAUGCCUCAGUUGAUGCCCCCAAGGGACCCUGGCCCUUCCUGGCUGCCCCUGUCGCUGCUCUCUGUCUCAGGGGAGGGACUGGCCCCGUGUCCGGCCUGGGUUGCCCCAGAGGAAUCAGAGACCCAGCCUAAACUGAGGCCCCGCCUCCCUUUUCUGUGCCAGCAGGACUCCUAGCAAAGGACACCUAGGUCCCGGCUUCCCUCUGAUGGGGAGGGGGUGUUCCACCUGGAGAGACAGUAUGAACCGAGGCUCUGGGGUUCCAGUUGCACUUUCUGAAUCUUGAGGUGCAUCUGGCCUUCAGGGGACUAUGAUAAAGGCACAAACAGAGAGCUGCUCCCCUUUGGAUCAGUCAGAGAAUUGAGGUCACACUAACAGCUCUUCUUUCUACUUGGGCUGCAUCUGGAGGUGUUGUAGGGACAGCUCUGUAGCUGAACGCGGCCAGACUCAGGGGAAACAUCAGGCUCCUCCAGCCCGUGCCCUGCAUGAGCCCCACCCCUUCCUGAAUGCAGCCUAGGUUGCCGCAGGUUUGGACUUCGGGUGCUGGGUUUAAACGGCGACAGUGAGAACUUUGUAAUUGCAGGGCCUGCUGCCACUGUGUUCAAAUUCCAAACAGACUUCAGCAGAAGGGAUGGGGUAGGCUCUCAAGGAAGGCUCCCUGGCAAUAGGGACUGAAUUAUUUGGGCAUGUGGAGCAGGGUGUGGAGCUGGGGAGAAAAGGAAAUACCCUUGUAAAUGGGGUCUGAGGGAGAUGGCAAAAAAAGGCCUGUGUGUGGACUUUUCCCUUCCUGACUUCUCUUAUCUGUGCCCCUAGGCUUUCUUAAGAGACCCACAGCUGGGGAAGAAAAGAGGAAAGUUAGCACGUGGAAGUUCCUUCUUUAGCGACUUGGGGAGAGGCUGGGGAUAGAAUUCUGCAGGGGCAGAGGAGAGGAAAUGAAAGAAGAGUUUUGGUUUUGUUUCUGGGCAGACUGGGGAAAAGCUAACAUUUGUCAUCCUAACCCUUUACCUCACCCCACCCCCUCCCAGUCCCGAUCAGCUGACUGUGGAAACGGAUUUCUGCUGCUAUCAUCGUCCAUGGGCUUUCCAGGUAUCUGACUUCCAUGAGAACCUCAGCUUUCAGCUUUAAAUUGGUUUCCUCCAUGCCGUGUUCCAAGAAAUCCUGUUCCCAGUAACGUACACCUAGGUCACACAACCUACAAGUAGGGAGCAGGGACAGAGAGCGAGCGAGCCUGCAUGCCAAUUCUAAGCUCUUCAGGAUCAAAAAUGGCAGCCUGUGGAGGCACCUGCAAGAACAAAGUGACUGUCUCCAAGCCUGUGUGGGACUUCCUGAGCAAGGAGACCCCAGCCCGGCUGGCCCGGCUUCGGGAGGAGCACCGUGUGUCCAUUCUCAUAGACGGCGAGACCUCUGACAUCUAUGUGCUCCAGCUUUCCCCUCAGGGCCCUCCCCCAGCCCCUCCCAAUGGGCUCUACCUGGCCCGCAAGGCUCUCAAGGGGCUGCUGAAGGAGGCAGAGAAAGAGCUGAAGAAAGCUCAGAGGCAGGGGGAGCUUAUGGGCUGCCUGGCUUUGGGGGGUGGAGGGGAGCACCCUGAGCUGCACCGCCCAGGCCCACCCCCUCUCCGGGCAGCCCCACUCCUGCCCCCGGGGGCCCGGGGGCUCCCCCCGCCUCCUCCUCCCCUGCCCCCUCCUCUUCCUCCUCGCCUUCGGGAGGAGCCGGAAGAGCAGGAGAGCACCUGCCCCAUCUGUUUGGGGGAGAUCCAGAAUGCCAAGACAUUGGAGAAGUGCCGGCACUCAUUCUGCGAGGGCUGCAUCACCCGGGCCCUGCAGGUGAAAAAGGCCUGCCCCAUGUGUGGCCGCUUCUAUGGGCAGCUGGUGGGCAACCAGCCCCAGAAUGGGCGGAUGCUGGUCUCUAAGGACGCCACACUCCUGCUACCCAGCUAUGAGAAGUACGGCACCAUCGUCAUCCAGUACGUCUUCCCGCCCGGUGUCCAGGGGGCUGAACACCCAAACCCAGGAGUUCGGUAUCCUGGCACCACACGGGUGGCCUACCUCCCGGACUGCCCUGAGGGCAACAAGGUGCUGACCCUGUUCCGCAAGGCAUUUGACCAGCGUCUCACCUUCACUAUUGGCACGUCCAUGACCACAGGGAGACCGAAUGUCAUCACCUGGAACGACAUCCACCACAAGACCAGCUGCACAGGGGGACCCCAGCUGUUUGGGUACCCGGACCCCACUUACCUGACCCGGGUGCAAGAGGAGCUGAGAGCCAAGGGCAUCACCGAUGACUGAAGGACAUCCCCCUUGUGAGGCCCCUGCUGUUCUCCUCCAGUAGGACCCAACGGAAGCCUCUGUUCUCUCUCCCUCUGCCCCCCUCACCACGCUAGUAGGGGAUGGUCCUGCUGGGGAAGGCGGUCUGAGAGGGAGGGGCCAUCCCUUCCCCAGCCCCCCACAGGCCGAGUGCUUCAGUGCAGUGUGAGCCACUCCUUUCUGGCAGAGGCUGACAUCCUAGGCUCUGCUCCCCUCCUCCCGGUGUACAUACUCCCAGUCUCCCUGCCCCCUCCACUGCCCUUGGCUUUUUCUGGUAUGUGCUGUGCUCCAGUGACUAAGCUGAGAGAGGACCUGGGUGGGGAGGGAAGGGUCUCUUGAACCCCCGCCCCAACUCCCACAUACUGCUCCACUGCUGAACUUCUGUGCAGGGGAGGGGAACCGGGCUGCUGUGAGCCCCCAAGGAGCCGGCCCUGUGUGUUCUUCAGAAACAGUUCCCCUUCUACCUUAACCUUGUCCUUUCUCUCCUGUGUCUCUGUCUCUGUUGGUCUUUCUCUCCCGCUUUUCUCUGCCCCCUAUAAGGAGCCUCCUUACCCUGUUCUGGAAUCGCCGCCAGACUGUAGCUUUUAAUUUAAUAAAAAUAAAGUAAAAUAUGCAACUCU